GUGUUACUUUUUUGUUUUGUUUUUUUUUUUCGCACACACAAAUUCCGAUUUAAUUAAGUGCGAUUGUUUGUGUGUGCGCGUGUGGGUGCACCCAUACACUUACCUAUGCUGGCCCUGGCCCCGCCCACCACGCCGCCGCCGCCCCCUCGAAAUGCCCCGUUAGCCGCGAAAUCGAAAUCGAAUCGUUUUUCUGCAACCGCAAUGCUGUCAAAUGGCUCUGCCGGCGUCGCUGCCGCUGCCGACGUCGCUGCCGCCGCUGGCGACUGCGAUGAGCGAACGCUCUUGCUAAGCGAAGAGAUUGUUGUUGUUGCGCCGCAGUCGCCGCCUCUGCCGCUGUCGCUGCCGCCGCCGACGUCGCUGCCACUGGUGCACACAACAACAACAUCGGCGACGACGCAACAAAACAACAACAUUGCGAACAACAACAAUAACGCCUUGCUUGUGGUCAGUGCUAAAAACAUGGCUAAUAAUAAGAAUAAUAAAAAUAACAGCAAAUGCAAAAACAACGAGGCCAGCAGCAGCAGUAGCAACAACAACAAUGCGGCGGAAGCAACAGCAGCGGCAGAAACAACAACAGCAACAGCUGGGGAUAUCGAACCAGCAACAACAACAACAACAACAGCUGAUGAAGAGGAUUUGUCCAGCGAUCUGAGCGAUAAAUUCCCACGCCCCCAAAAGAAACCCGGCAAACUGAGCAAACUGGGCACCAAAAGCGUCGGCCUCAAACGCGUCUCUUUUGGGUCCUCGAAGGGUUCGAUGGUGGAGACGCUCGUCUUCGAGACGCCGACGCCGCUGUCGGAGCACAUGGAGUCCACGUUUGGGUUCGAUGCCGCAGCAGAUUCGGCCGCCGAAUCCGCCGCUGCCGCCGCUGGUCAGCCGCAGCUGGCGUCGACGCUGCCGUCGAAUCUGCCGCUACCCGGCGGCUACAGUGGAGACUAUGCCAAGGGGAACAUGGAUGACAGCGGCAUUGAGGUGCAGGAGGAAUCGGAACGCUCGAUAGUGCGCGUUUCCAUUUACCAAAGCAGCCAGCCGCAGCAGAUCUGUCCACCGGCGGAUUACCUGCUGGACGCCCUAGACGGAGGCUACAACUACAACAGCAACCUCCUCGACUACACGACGAUGGCCACGACGGCGGCGGGGAUCCAGCAGCAGCAGGUGAUCGGCCUGGGAGCGGCCUACGAUCGACAGCAGAGCACUGAUUCGGGCUGGGACAAUCCCUUUCGUCCAGGCGGCGAUCUGUCCAGGGAGGCUGAUGAAAUUGUCAACAUGAUCAGAGGCGGCAAGCCCAUCACACCCACAGAAGAGCGUACAAUUGGCAACGGGAGCGCCCAGCAUGCGGAAGACAAUUGCAACGGCGGAGCGGCGAUUGGCGAGAGCGUAACCAAAUCGAACCUCUCGCAGAAUCUAGCAACAGCACAAAAUGGUACAAAUUCCCAUGCCUCUGCCUCUGCCGACGCUGGCGCCGGAAAAGCAGCAGCGACGGCGACCGAGCUGAGCGGCGGUGGCGGCGGAAACGGAAAUAACGGGGUCACCUCGCUGGGACAGGUGUCCAAACAGGUGGUUCCGGGACCGACGUCCGCUAGUCAUGUGGUCAUCGACGAGAAGAAGAACAAGAAGAAGGGCUGCUGCGUCCUGCAAUAAUCGGGGAAAAGCACGAUGACGACGGGGGACGAACAAACAAAACAAAACAAGAGAAACAAACAAACAAACAAAGCAAAAAGGGGGCGGGCAUUUUCCGGCUAGCCGUGUUUUUUGAUGUUAAUGUUUUUUGGGGUAUAAACGAUGGAGCCGAGCUGUUGAUAUUUUUCAUGCCGCAUAAAUCGCUUUGCUUAGCUUAGCAAACGGAGGCCGAGACGAGACAACAACAAACCGGAUAAAAACACACACACAACAAGGAUAUAAACUAGGAGAACAUAUAGAAGAAAACCAAGCUCUCUGACCAACAGCAGCAAGAUUAUCAAGGAAAAUAGUAGCAGUAGCAGCAGCAGCCACAGUGAGAGCCAAAAUUGAAGCAACACCCAGCAGCUGUUGCUCCUCCAGCCUCACACAGCAAACAAUAGUCGAGAAAAUCCAAUCCAAAAUUUGAAUUGUAAAUCUAAAGUACACACUUAUAUAUAUUUAUACAUAUAUAUAUAUUUGUUAGUCUGACGACCACGAUGAUGAUGAUGAUGCUAACCUGCAAUUCACCCCUAUUAUAUACAUAAAUACUGUUUUUUUUUUCCUUUUUCUGUAAUGUGGACUCGACGACCUGCAUAUGUGUAUUAUAAAACCUAUAUGCAUAUAUGUGAAUUUAAUUUUUUUUGUAAUUGUAAAAUUUAGUGCGGCUUUUUUAAUGAAAUGAAAAGGAUGUAGGGACGUUUAAGGAGUAAAAUAACAAAAAGAGAAAAAAAAUAAAAACGAAAAAACGUUUUGCUUGCAUGCAUAAUGGAUACAAAAUCGAAAAAAAGAAUGCAAAAAAACAAAAAAAUUUAACAUAAAGAAUAAUGUAUUUAUUUUUAUUUAUAUGAUGACGAUGACGACGAAGAAGCAGAUGAAAGUAAAUUAAAUGUUAAACCUUAAAACAAAUAUACACAUACACAUAUACAAACACACACACACACAUACGCAUAUAUACUAUACGAUAUAUGGAGAUGAAAUGUAUGACGCAAUAAAGCAAAAAACGAGAUCAGAACCGAAACCGGAAACAGUAGAGAAAACUAAUUAAAGAAAUCCCAAUUUUCUAAGGCUAAAUAAUAAAUAAUUAUUUUUUAUCAUUAUAUACAUGAGAUCAGAACCGAGAUGAUUGAGAACCGGGUGCGCUGACUUUUGGGGCCCAAUGUAGCGGCUGAUCAAAGACAAGCAGCGGUGCUGAAAACGAAGAAGAAAAGGGGUGAAAAUGGUAGAACGAGGGCUUAGUUCUUUGAGGAGGAGAAUCUAGAAUCUAGAAAGAAGAAGGGCUUUGAAGAAACCGAAAUCCCAAGACAAAAGCUUAGAAAUGAGGCCAGCGAAAGAACAUAGACAAAAACAGAAAAAAUAAGGAAGAACCACCGUUUUUCAGCUUAGUUAAGCACAAUACAACCCUCCACACAACCCAAAACCAACCCCACUUUCUCCCAACCCUUUCACUCAGUAUUUUUCUCAGUUGAACACAAAUCAAAAGCAGAGAAAUUAAAGCAAAAACAAUUAUGCAAAAAUAAUAAGCAGGUAAAUCGAGCAAAGCGAGGUACAAGAAAGUUUACACGGAGAGAAAAGCAGCAACCAAAUAGCAAAAGAAAGUAAUGAGAACACCGAAAUGGACCGCCACACCCACUCACACACACUAACACACACUCUCAAACACAAACACACACACCUACAGCCUAAGCAUCAAUGUGCUGCAUUUGAUAAACGUAAUGAAAAAAUAAAAUAUAUAUAUAUAUAUACACACAGAUAUAUGAAA
Drosophila takahashii is the source of this 3418-nucleotide messenger RNA. RefSeq names its product probable serine/threonine-protein kinase nek3. The record is from RefSeq and is a predicted model, not a curated record. NCBI's taxonomy places the organism in Eukaryota, Metazoa, Arthropoda, Insecta, Diptera, Drosophilidae.